Prorocentrum cordatum is the source of this 930-nucleotide messenger RNA. The record is from the annotation of a GenBank genome assembly. Lineage: Eukaryota; Dinophyceae; Prorocentrales; Prorocentraceae.
AUGCUACAGCCGAGGGCGCGCCGCGGUGGCCGGGCGCGGACGGGCGCUGCCAGGCGAGCGGGGCCGGCGGCCGCGAACCUCCGCGUCGACCAUCACUGGCGGCCGCCCGCAGGCACCUCUCUGCAGGCGGCCCCGCCGUUCGUUGAGCUCAAGCGCCACGCCUCGGCCCCGACGCCAGCGCGGCCGCCGGAGGCGGCCGGCCCCGCCCUGCGCGAGGACGAGGACGACAGGCCCCCGCCCGGCCUGGGCGGGGCGCGGGCGUUUCCGGAGGAGCCUCGGUGGGCCGAAGGGCGGCGGCGGAAGGCGGAGAGCGACUUCGGCGCCGCCAUGGCCAUGAGCCCGUACGACGCCUACGGCCAGGACAUGUGCUGGGGCCCCUGGCCGCCCGACUUCGGCGCCCCCGGGCCCCCGCCGCCCGGCCUGCACGCCCAUCCGCCGCAGCCUGGGUGGCUCACGCGGGCGACGUCGGCGCCCGCCGCCCUGUCGCCCUGCUUCGGGGGCGGUUGGGGAGCCCCGCCGCCGUUCGGCGGCCACCCCGCCGAGGCCCUCUGGGGCACUGUUGGCUUGGAGCACCACGCUGGAGGCUUCUACGACGCGGACCCGUACAGGGACACUGCGCACGUGACGCGCGGCGUCAACCUCAGCGCCCCUCCGCCGGCCCCUGCGAUGCCGCCGCCCCCUGGGCUCCUUUCGCGCGCCUCCUCGGCCAGCGGCGCCGCGGCAAUGCCGCCGCCCCCUGGGCUGGCGCCGCGCGAGCCGGGCGCCGAGGACCCGACUGGCCGCCCGCCGGCGCCCUCGGCGAACCCGUUACCGUGGAGCCCCCCGCUAGAGAGCCUGGCGAAGCCGACGCGCUGGCGGCCCUGGGCUCCGACAAGCCAGCCCAGACGCUGGUGCGCUCCCGGGAUGACGGCACGGGCGUGUCGCGCGUGA